This is a messenger RNA of Dentiscutata erythropus, 393 nucleotides long. NCBI's taxonomy places the organism in Eukaryota, Fungi, Glomeromycota, Glomeromycetes, Diversisporales, Gigasporaceae. The record is from the annotation of a GenBank genome assembly.
CAAUCACAUGGUUUCAAACUGCAAGAUAUACAUCGAGUUCUCUUUACUUGGUCAAUAAUAUUGGUUUAAAUGAUAUAACUGGGACUGUAGUAGCUUUUGCAGAUUUCAAUUCAGAUAAAUACACAGAUUUAAUAGUUUUAAAUGCCGAUCAGACAACUAUCAGCAUUUACCUUUGGGAUCAUGCAUCCUACAAAUUUACUAAGGCACCAUCGGCAGACAUAACAAUAACUACUGAUGGAAAUAAUGCAGGCUUUUUAAUUACAAAUGUAUUACCAGGAGAUUAUAAUUAUGAUGGUAUUUUGGAUGUUAUGAUUAUGGGUCAAGCGAGCCCGGGUGACUCUUCUGGAGAACUUUAUAUGCGUGUUUAUAUGGGAAGUGGAAAUAACACAUUCG